This is a messenger RNA of Oldenlandia corymbosa var. corymbosa, 438 nucleotides long. The record is from the annotation of a GenBank genome assembly. Lineage: Eukaryota; Viridiplantae; Streptophyta; Magnoliopsida; Gentianales; Rubiaceae.
AUGCUCCAAAAGAAAAAAACAGAAGUAUAUGCUUUAGGUCAACAUAUAUCUAUGUCUGCUGACAAAGCACGAAGAGUAAUUGAUCAAAUUCGUGGACGUUCCUAUGAAGAAACACUUCUGAUACUAGAACUAAUGCCCUAUCGAGCAUGUUAUCCUAUUUUUAAAUUAGUUUAUUCUGCAGCAGCAAAUGCUACUUCCAAUAUGGGGUCGAAUGAAGUCAAUUUAUUCAUUAGUCAAGCCGAAGUACACGAGGGGACUACCAGAAAGAAAUUUAAACCCCGGGCUCGAGGGCGUAGUUCACCGAUAAAAAGACGUACCUGUCAUCUAACUAUUGUAAUGAAAGAUAUAUCUUUAGAAGACCAAGAUAUAGAGACAAAUUCAUUAAAAAAAAACCUAGAGGGAAAAAAUAGUAGUGGAGGAAUAUGGGACAAAAAAUAA